This is a messenger RNA of Procambarus clarkii (red swamp crayfish), 5081 nucleotides long. Its product is annotated as myb-like protein Q. The record is from RefSeq and is a predicted model, not a curated record. Gene Ontology annotation, molecular function: DNA binding. NCBI's taxonomy places the organism in Eukaryota, Metazoa, Arthropoda, Malacostraca, Decapoda, Cambaridae.
AUGUCAAAGGAAAUGUUAAUGUUUGUUGGGGAAGUGUAUGAUGACACGUGUGGCAGUGUAGAGAAUUAUGAGGGUGUAGGCAGACCAUUAUGGUGGCGUGACAAUCGUAGCAUAGUGUACAAUAUCAUCUUGAACGUCUCUACAUGUGCCACAAAUCUAACACUUAGGCUUCUCCCAACAGACACAUACCAGGCGCAGGUGCAGGCAGCGUGGCAGAAGAGCUGGAACCAGACCCAAUCCCUCCUGCAGAACCUGAGGUUUAGAGAACGUGGACCUUUGAAGUCUUGGAGACCAGAAACCAUGGCCGAGGCCAUUCACGCUGUGCUGAAGGAAGGGUUGUCCUUGUCUCAGGCUGCCCGCAAGUACGACAUACCAUACCCCACGUUUGUACUUUACGCCAACCGGGUACACAACUUGCUGGGGCCGUCACAAGAGCCAGGGGACAUGCGGCCUAAGGGUCGGGGUCGUCCACAGAGGAUACUGCUGGGGUCGUGGCCGGAGGAUCAGAUCAAGGGCGUGAUCAGGGCCGUCGUCUUCCGGGACACCUCUGUGUUCAAGGAAAAUGAGCAUAAGGUGGGCGGGAAGACAAAGGAAAACAAGCAGCCACUUACGCCCAAGCUGCAUCGGGAUGAUCCUGCUGGUAUGCUCAUGAAGCCCAAUGGUCCUAUGCUACCCAAUGUGUCUGGUAUCUUGACAGGCUUAUCUCUUGACACCCCAGAUAAUGGAAGUCUUUCAACUGCUCCCAGCACUCCAGCAUCAGCCACCCCAGCACCAUCAACACCUACAGGAGCCACCCCGAUCCCAACACCAUCUACAACACCAGCUACAACUACACCUGUCGCCUUGCCCCUUACUACACCUCCAACUCCAGGAAGCACAGUAGCUACAGCAGUGUGCAGUCCAACAUCUAAUGAAUCUCGUUUGGCUAAUACCACCAUGGUAAACAACUCUACUCCUUCUCCUAAUAGUAUGGUGUCUGCUUGUCUAACUACUAUGACUCUUACGUCCUCCAUCGUGUCCUCACCAGUGUUUAGCCUUGCUAACAGCAAUGGCACUACAAGUAAUGGCAGUAUUACUAGUAAUGUUACCAAUGGAGAGUCGCCAGUUAGUCCAAAUGCAGGGAUUCAACAGCGAGAAACAUCACCAAAUAAUUCCCAUCAGAACCAACAACAAGAACAGCAACAGCCAAAACAAGAACUUCAACCACAGCAGCAGGAGCAACAAUCACAGCAGCAACCACAUCAACAGCAACCUCAGUCACAGCAACCACAGUCGCAGCAGCAGCAACAGCAGCAACAGCAGCAACAGCAGCAGCAGCAACAACAGCAGCAGCAACAGCAACAGCAGCAGCAACAGCAACAGCAGCAGCAGCAGCAACAACCACCACAGCACCUGCAGCAACAGCCAUCACCACAGCACCAGGCUCAACGUCAAGGACCACACCAUGGGCCACAUCCAGGUUCACAUCCAAGUCCAGGUUCACAUCCAAGUCCAGGUUCACAUCCAAGCCCACACCAUGGUCAACAUCAUGGCCCACAUCAUGGUGCACACCAUGGUCCACACCAUGUCCCACAUCCAGGACCACCUAGAGGUCAGCAUCAUAGUCAGCUUCCUGGCCAGCAACUCCAGGGUCAACACCAACAGCAUCCACAACCCCAGCAUCCACAGCAGCAUCACCAGCAUCCACAACUUGGAGGCCUGUUACCCAGUGGACUUCCCUCUCCCUUAGCUACAUCUCUGGCAUCACCUGUCCAUCUGGCACGAUUAUUUGGUGAAAGUGCUCAUCCUCACCUUUCUGGUCACCAACACCCACAACACCCACAAACUCCUAUCAGUCCCUUCCAUCCCGCUUUCCCUCGCCAUCCUCAUCCAACUGCUGCAAUGCAGGUAAUGAAUGCCAUGAACAGUCUCAAUGCCCAUGCUUCUCGAAUGAAUUCUAAUGAUGUUGAGCCAUCGCCUGAAGCCUUGCUCUUCAGCAAACUAACAAACCCUCACAUGAACCCCACUCAGGGUAGUGGUGAAAGCAUUGCACGAAGUGGUCCAACUCAAAACCAAUUUGACAACCAUGGAGAUGCCUCCAGCUUGGCUGGUAUUGUAGAUCGUACAUCUCUAAUGUAUCGUGAUGGCCUAGAUAAUAUUAAAUCUGAACCUGAACCAAUCCUGAAUUGAAAUUCCCACUGCUCUUAACAUUGACCCUCACAUAAUAUAGAGAGCUUAAGUGUAAGUGUUAGUGAUAUACAGAUAUCAGUAUCAAUAGCAGCAUUCAAGGGUAUCUGAAAUAUUUUACCUUAACUGCUCGUUUGUUGUGCUGUGUAUAGGAUCCCGGACUCAUGAGUUUUGUGUAGGGACCAUAUUCUCUAUGAAAACUUUUGCACACCUCUUUAUAAGAGCAUAUUUUAAUUGAUUAUGUAAAUAGUAGAGGAUUACAUAUGUAGCUUUGCAUCUGCAUUUGUCCAAAGCAGUUGGGCAUUACCUCAAAGUGAAACUCAAUCAUACGCAGUGUCACUGUACAAACUGGACAUGCCAAUAUUCCCCUCAUGUAUAUAGUAAAGGUGACUGGUGCAUGUAACUCUGCGUGAUGCCUUGCACCCUUCACUUUCAGUCUGAAGAAUGGGUUUUUAUACCUUUUUGAAAGGUAUUGUUGCUUUACUUGUUAGUAAUAGAUCAGAAGCUGAUAUAGGACUAGGGUAGGAAAAUUUGGUUUAUAACAAUAUUGUAUAUUAAUUUAUUUUACUGAUCCAAGAAUACAUUUGCCUUCACCUAAUCUUUUGCCUUAAUUGAAAGGAAGGCUAUGGCUAUGCCCAUGUGGCAAGUAGAAGGCUAUUGUUACCCACGCAUUGACAGUGACACAAAAUAAUUUUUUUUCGAUUUUGCAUAAAAAAAAUGUUCCAAACUCUUGAUAAUGCAGUGUAUUUACAAAAGUGUCAGUGUUUUUCUUUAAUUUAUUGUGGUUUUUGCAUAUUCAGUAAAGGAUAGAAUGUAUGCAGGAGUGUGUGUGCAUGCAUGCAUGUGGGUGUUUGUGUAUGCAUGCAUAUAUGCAAGUGUGGGUGUUUGCAUGUGUAAGUGUAAUAGUGUACUUAAUAGCCAGAGUUGCCUAACAAGCUGAAUUUUGUAAAAUUUUAAAUUGUUUAUAUUUUUAUCAUUUAUAUAUUUAAUGGAACUACCUGUAUGUGAUUUUAUUUAGAGUUAAAAUUAAGUUAGCAGUCUGACCUAAUAUGAAUCUCUGAGCACAAUUUUCAGUACAUUUUCCUAUUCCCAAAAAAAGAACCAAUCAAGAUAAUCCAGGUAUUGAAUAACUUCAUUAUAAAUAUUGUGAACUUUCAUACAUCUGACAAAUAGAUAAGAAUAUUAAUACAUGGAUCAUUAAAUCUAAAAUACAGUUUAUAUGCAAAAUAUGCACAGAACACCUUGGCCAUUUUCCAGUACAUCAUCAUAUUUUUACUUAAAUGUAUUCCCGAUGUGCCUGUUUCAGUAAAGAUAUAUCGAGCAUCUUUGCUGAAACGGGCUCCUUGUGACUACAAAAGGAAAAUAAUUGAUUUGGCUGUCAUUGCAUUUUCCAAAAAUUCAACAUACUGAAUCAUAAAGCCAAUGGAGUCAUGGCAGGACCUGACUUGGGUGAGGAAGCAUGAAGGUGGUUUACUCAAAAGAAUUUUGUUGGAAUUCUUGUGGGUGAUGAUCAAAUCAAAGGUACAGCAGACAUUUGUGCUUAUAAUUUUGAUAUUGCUUUUAUAGCAAAUUCUGGGCGGCUUCAGAAUAUUAAAAGAUGGCAUGGAAUUGAUAAGUGGAAGGUCUAUGGUUAUAAAUUUAGUGCUGAAUGUGAAGUGUGUGGUGUUAUUUAAGAGGGGUGUGUGGGUGCCAUAAAUAUUAUUUGAGAACUAUAAUGAUGAAAUAAUGAAUUUUGUUGGGACAGGAAGCCUGUAUGUACAAACUUGUUAGGCAUAUAUUGAGAGAUUCCCACAAGGUUGAACUACUGACCCUUCCCACCCAGAAUGCAACCCCCACAACAAGCUGACUAACUUCUGGGUACCUGUUUAAUACUAGGUUAACUGAGGCAUUAGGUGACAGGAAACAUCAACCAUGUCUGUCCUACCUGGGAUUUGAAGCCGGAAUUCCCAAUUGUGAGUCGAGAACAAAGCUGACCACUUCUGGAUGAAAAGGAAAUAUGCAUUAAGGUAGACUUUAGUGUCUAACUUAAAUAGACAAUCUUUUGGAUACUUCCUGCAAGACGGACCCCGAAGAUAUUGUCAUUUAUUCCUAAAUUUAUUCCUAAAGUUAUGCAAGAUAACGUUAGGAAUGCCAAAAAUUUCCAGAGGGAUAGAGUAAGAGUUGAAAAUAUAUAGCUACACUGCCAAAUCUUCCAUUUUAAAAACGGUCAAGUUUCUUACCUCUGUCUAAGAGUCAAGUUAAGGUCUUUCUCGCAGUGUUAGUGGCAUGUCGGGACCACUUGCCCGUUAAACCUGGCACUCAACAGUUUGAUGACUUUGCUUUAGCAUGAUUACUCUCCAAAAAGGCAUCUGUUCCUUUUUGCUAAUUUUGUAUUUACACGUAUACCAUACAGUGCUACAGAAUAAGUACAUAUAUUACUUAAAGUGCACUUACUGUACAGCAUUGUGUGCAAAUCUUUGAGUUCACAUGCACAAAUGUAUUAUCACCUGUCGAAAAAAUGAAAUUUGGCAAAAAAAUACAGUACUGAUGUAAUACAUUUGAAUAUAUACAAAAAUUUAAAGUUCAAAAUGGGUCUGGAACCAUUUACAGUCAUCUGGCCUUUUUAAGGCUGCAGUGUGUACUUUAUCAUUUACAGUAUGUAUGAAUGUAUAUAUGUGUCUGCAUGCUUUUGUGGAGGUGUGCUUAAUUAUUGAAUUUAAAUGUACAGUAUAUACAAUACAGUAUUUAUAUUCAUUAUUUAAAAUAUGCAAAACCACAGUAAAUUCUUAUAAAAUACUCCGAGAGCUAUUGUGAAUAAAUCACAAAAUCAAGAAAUAAGCUUGGAGUAUUUUUUUUAAUUUAAUGUGAUGUGUGCAUCUGAAGCUGCAUGAUCUCUUUUUUUUUUUUUUUUUUUUUUUUAAAUUAUAUAUGUUUCA